Pelecanus crispus (Dalmatian pelican) is the source of this 4522-nucleotide messenger RNA. Lineage: Eukaryota; Metazoa; Chordata; Aves; Pelecaniformes; Pelecanidae. The record is from RefSeq and is a predicted model, not a curated record.
CUGAUUCAAGACAACAUAGUUCUGUCCAGGACUCUACACUGGGGAUAAGGACAUGGGACUCCUCCUGCCGGAUUCCAGAUGGUUCAUUACAACUGACAUCUUGGUUAACAACUGUGAAAAGGAACUUUGGAUUAUUUUAUUUUAUUUUUGUGGGACACCACAAUCCCCAAACUGUAGGACAUAUCAGGUUCCGUAUUUCUUGUAGAAUUUUAAAAUAACCUUUUCUAAUGAGGAUGUCUGAUAUUCUUACUGUAAAAGAUGAAACUGAUGCAAUGAAGGGUUCAGAAGCUGAAUUUAAAGAUACAGACCCAGUUGAAAACCUUAUAAAAUCAGGAAGUCAGGCGCAGAUUCAAGCAGAAAAGGAUGAAAAUUGUCCUGAUAGCAAAAACAAUAUGCCGCGGCCAGUGCAGUCUUUUGGACAGACAGCAAAAAGGUCGAAGUCAAACACAAAGUUAAAGUUAGUUCGGAGCCUUGCUGUAUGUGAAGAAUAUCCACCACCUCCCACAGCUGAAAUAUCACAGGACCUCCAGGAGAAAAUUCAGAUCCAGUUGUCACAGUCUUUUGAAAAAGAAGAAAAGCCUGCAAAAGAUGAAACAGAAAAGGAAAAAUCCAGUGAUAAACUGUCCAGAAAAAUGUUAUCAAGAGAUUCCAGCCAAGAGUAUACAGAUUCCACUGGUAUAGAUCUUCAUGAAUUUUUAGUAAAUACAUUAAAAAACAAUCCCAGGGACAGAAUGACGCUGCUGAAAUUAGAACAGGAAAUUUUAGAUUUCAUUGGUAAUAAUGAAGUUCCAAGAAAAAAGUUUCCCCCAAUGACAUCUUACCAUAGAAUGCUGUUGCACAGGGUAGCUGCUUACUUUGGAUUAGAGCACAAUGUGGACCAGAGUGGGAAGUCAGUCAUAGUAAAUAAAACUAGCAAUACAAGAAUACCUGACCAAAAGUUUUGUGAGCAUAUAAAGGAUGAGAAGAGUGAUGAUUUCCAGAAGCGGUACAUCCUUAAAAGGGAUAACUCUAGUUUAGAUAAAGAUGACAACCAGAUGAGAAUACGAUUAAAAGAUGACAGAAGAAGUAAAUCCAUAGAAGAACGUGAAGAAGAAUAUCAGAGAGCUAGAGAAAGAAUAUUUGCACAAGAUUCCCUGUGUUCCCAAGAGAAUUAUUUCACUGAUAAAAGAAUCCAGGAGGAAGAAACUAAUAGUACACAACAAAGACGACAGAUACUUAGAAUCAAUAAGGAAACAUCAGGGAGAUCAGCCAACAGCCAUCAGAGCAGUACUGAGAAUGAGCUGAAGUAUUGUGAACCCCGUCCCUGGAGCAGCACCGACUCUGAUAGCUCCAUCCGCAAUCUGAAGCCAGCUGUAACGAAAGCCAGCAGCUUCAGUGGGAUAUCAGUUCUGACAAGAGGAGAUAGCUCUGGAAGCAGCAAAAGCACAGGCAGGCUGUCUAAGACAGGUUCAGAGUCUUCUAGUAGUGUAGGGUCAUCCACGGGUUCUCUUUCUCACACCCAGCAGCCUCUUCCAGUGCCAGCUCUAAGCCAGCCUUCUCAUGGCACGCCUGCCGUCUAUCCAACUGUCAGCACUAGUAACUCUCUUUCCUUUGAUGGUGGCAUAAGUGGGCAAGUGGCACCUACUAGCACUAGCUUCUUUUUGCUUCCCUUGGAAGCGGCAGGCAUACCGCCUGGCAGUAUUCUGAUCAACCCUCAAACAGGUCAGCCUUUCCUUAAUCCCGAUGGCACUCCAGUUGUGUACAAUCCUCCUAUGCCUCAGCAACCUGUUAGGACCCAAGUGCCUGCACCUCCGCAACAGCCGCCUCUUCCCGCACCACCUCAGCAACAGCCAGCAGCUAAUCACAUCCUCUCACAGCAAGACAACCUAGGAUCGCAAUUUAGCCAUAUGAGUCUUGCCCGCCAGCCACCUGCUGAUCCAGCCGAACCUCAUGCUGCUAUGUUCCAGUCCACUGUAGUCCUGCAGCCCCCGCAGCAGUCCGGUUAUAUCAUCGCAACUGCUCCACCACCACCCUCUGGCCAACCAGUUUCUGCUCCAGGCUACUCGGCAUCCAGCCACCCUGUCAACCAGCAAGUACUCCAGCAGCAGGGAUAUAUGCAGCAAACUGUGCCGCAGAUGCCGGCUUGUUAUUGUACCCCCAAUCAGUAUCCGCACUCCAGUCAACAGUACCGACCUGUUUCUGUCCAUUACAACACACAGCAAAACCAACCAUUGGCGCAGCCUGGACAGCAGACAGGUUACCAGGUUUUGCCUAACCAGCAGCAAAACUACCAGGGUUUAGUUGGAGUUCAGCAGUCUCAGAAUCAAAAUCUGGUCAGUGGCCAACAAAACAACAUUGGGAAUCAAAUUCAAGGUGUGAUUGUUCCAUAUCCUUCAGUGCCAUCUUAUCAGGUUUCGGUGCCUCAAGGUUCCCAAGCAGUGCCCCAGCAGACGUAUCAACAGCCUGUUAUAAUUCCCAGUCAGUCCAAUCAAGGACUGCCUGCAACAGUAAUGCCAGUUUACUACGGUGUCAUUCCAUCAGGUCAACAGAAUAAUUUAAGUUCAUCAGUAGGAUAUUUGCAGCCUCCUGGAUCAGAGCAGAUACAGUUUCCUAGAACAUCAUCACCGUGCAACUCACAGCAGCUUCAAGGACAGCAGUGUGCAGCGGUAGCACCACCACCAGGUGGAGGAGUACUAAUGAUGCAGCUAAAUCUACCCAACAACCCUCAGCCUCGGAACCAUUCACCUCCACAGUGGAAACAGAAUAAAUAUUACUGUGAUCAUCAAAGGGGGCAGAAGUCCACAGAACUUAGCACUUUAGACAGUGCUGCACAGCAUAGUCCUCAACUAGGUAGUCCUGUCACCUCACCGGCCCAAUCGCCAGCACCAGCUCAGCUACCAAACAUGAAGAACAUCCGUCCCACACUGACACCUCUUUCUAUUGUGUCCCAGUUUUCUAGACCUUUUGUCCCUGGACAAGGAGAUGCCAGAUACCCAUUGCUUGGCCAACCCCUGCAGUACAAUCCAUCAUCUUUAUUACGUGGACAAGUAACAAGCCAACAGUGUCAACCGGGAAACAGACAUGGAAACAGGGGGAAGAAACCAGCAAAGAAGGCUGCUUCAGCAGAUCUUGGUGCAGGAGAACCAGUUGUGGGAAAAGUUCUAGAAAUUACUGAACUGCCAGAAGGCAUAACUCGUACGGAAGCAGAAAAACUAUUUGGAGAACUCUUAAAAGUUGGUGCCAAGAUUCGGUGGCUAAGGGAUUCGCAGUGUCUACAAGCACAGCAGCAGCACCACCGUCGUUACUGUGGCAGCGGAGACGGUAGCGUGAACACUGAGCCAUCCAAACCUAGUGACUUGGCGUCCACUUACACGGUUCUAGCUACGUUCCCUACAAUGUCAGCUGCUCAGAACGCGUUGAAGAAACAAAGCAGUACCUCAGUGAACAAGUUCAGGCUGAGAACAAGCAAGAAGCACUACGACUUUCAUGUUCUGGAAAGAGCUAGUUCUCAGUAGCAGUUACAUCAGUGGACACUCAGCCUUUACUACUUCCAUGUCCUCCUCGAUUGGCUCGGUGUUACGGGGUUUCUGUUCUCUUCAUAGAGACUCCUGGGAUGUUUUGUCAUAAGACAUUAGCCACUGAAGAAUAAAUAACCCAGUCCAGCAAGAUGAAGAAAAAAAAACCCAGAAUUAAUCCCAGACAAUAGCAAGGAAUCAUCUUUGAGACAGGCAGCUUUCUACAAGGAAUGCUGUUGAAAUGCCCCCUACUUUUAUAGUAGUUUUGUUUUGUAUUUUUGAAUUCUUGUAUCAGAUCCAAAGUUCUACUGUACAGCAGAUGUUCAUAAAAAUCCAUAUUCAGGUUUGUAUUUUAUAAUCCCUUUUCACAGCCAGCACACAGCUGUCCAUUCCAAGGCAGGAACCUGAGGAUUGGUGGAGGGGAAAAGAGAACCAUUUUCAAGGAAUUACACUCAUUUUCUAGCAAACUACCCCAAAUCUUCAAGUUAACCUGUUCUUUGUCCCUUGUGGUUUUUUUUAAGGAAAAAAAAAAAUUUUUAGUAGCUAAUUCCUUAGAUGGUCAUUUUCUUUUGAGAUUCAUUCAGGCAAUGUCAAAAGAAAAUACAAGUAGGUUGUACCCUUGAAGGAUUCGCUUCUGAUCCAACAGGUUUAAUAAUUAUUUAAAGGGGAAUAUGAAUAGGUUACAAAGAAUGUUCACUGAAUCACAUUUUAAUAUGUCUUAUUUUUAGCAAAAGUGUGAAGAAACUAAAAUGUAUCUUCACAAGUGACAAAAUGUUUGCACUUUAAUUGUGUUCCCACCAGUAUGGAUCUCUUUCUCUUCCUUUUCACGCAAAGAUAAUUGUGUUUGAUAAGUGCUGGAAACCUUUUUAAUGGUUUAAGUUUUCAUCAUUUGCAGAUGCUCACUGGACAUUAAAGAUUCAUUGCACAUAAAUGAAACAAACUUUUUUCAAUUUGUGUAAUUUGCAAGGCUGUACAAUGUGUGCUGAUGCAAGCCUUUUUCAGUUCAAGAAAAUAAAUGUUUACAAACA